AUGUUUAUGGAAAUGGAAUGGAGAGAAGUCGAAAUUUUUAAAGUCAUCAAUGCUAUCGGUGUAUCGGAUGUUGUUUUUAACAAUCACAAAAUCGAGAUCGUGCGAGAAACCAUAGUCAAUCCAACUGACUAUGUUAAUGGGAACCUCUUCUUCUCCUUUGUGAACUAUGCCCUGAAACAUUAUCUAAUCGAUGUGAUUGGACACGUGACUGACUACGGAGAGACUACGGAAAUAAAUAGCUUCCAACAUGGACCAGGAUACAAGAAGUUUACAUUUGAGAUCGAGAACGCCAGCAAACAACGACUCUCGUGUGUUGCUUGGGGCGAGAAAGCUGUGCAGAUGAGCAACAUCUUUAGCACACUUGAUAGUGAUAUGAUCAAUGUAUGCAUCCUAAGAUUCUGGAAGUUGGAUAUUCACGGAGGAACCGAAGUCCACACCUCUGGGGAACGUAGCCAGAUGAUGAUCAAUCCAGAGAUCGACGAAGUAGAUCAUUUCUUAGACUGGAUGCAGAUUUCAUACGAAGAAUCUCCUUGA
Messenger RNA from Arabis nemorensis, 534 nucleotides. NCBI's taxonomy places the organism in Eukaryota, Viridiplantae, Streptophyta, Magnoliopsida, Brassicales, Brassicaceae. The record is from the annotation of a GenBank genome assembly.